This is a messenger RNA of Spirodela intermedia, 1371 nucleotides long. The record is from the annotation of a GenBank genome assembly. Lineage: Eukaryota; Viridiplantae; Streptophyta; Magnoliopsida; Alismatales; Araceae.
AUGGGAAGCGACAGCGGCGCUGUCGGAGGAGGGAUCACAGAGGCGUUGCUGCCUGGGCACAAGGAGCAGCGCCAAGGCGUGGCGGAGGCGGGAGCCGGAGCUCUGGGGCUCCGGCCAUGGUACGAGUACCCUUCUACUGCGUCCAGGAUAUGUCGAGUCUCGCGAGCUUCUGGGGGAAAGGACCGUCACAGCAAGGUCUUUACUGCAAAGGGUCUCCGCGACCGUCGCGUUCGGCUGUCCGUCUCCACAGCAAUCCAGUUCUAUGACCUCCAGGACCGCCUCGGCUACGACCAGCCGAGCAAGGCAGUUGAGUGGCUGAUCAAGGCCGCUGCCGUCGCCAUCGCGGACCUUCCCUCCCUGGACGGCACCUUCCCCGACCAGCCGCUCCUCGAGGGGCAGCCGGGCAACGAGGGGAAACCAACCCGGAUGGCUGACGACGAUGAAGGUGUCGAGGUUGCCCAGUUUGAGUACGCCAACCAUCAUCAGGGGCAGGAACAGCACCGGCAGCAGCCGGAGCACCUCUCCCUCACAAAAUCCGCCUGUAGCAGCACCUCCGAGACUAGCAGGGGUUCUGUCUUGUCACUCUCCCGUUCAGAGAUCCGCAUCAAGGCCAGAGAACGCGCUAGGGAGAGGGCUGCCACGGCCAAGAAGGAGAAAGACAAGGACGGGGAUGAUGGUGAUACUCAGAUUGCCGCCGUGGCCCGUCACCAUAGCCUGAACCUAAAUCCUACCACUCAUAGCUCCUUCAUAGAGCUUCUUACUGGUGGUGGUAGCGGGCAUCAGCACCAGAAUCACAACCAUGGCCCCGUCACUGUUGCCCAAGCGAAUCCCGCCCACGAUUUCAACCUCAAGCAGCUGCGCCAAAUGCCUACAUCUUCUUCAGUUGUGACGGCUGACUACUUCAGUCAGGUAGGUCUCUUGGGGGGAGGAGAGAAAUCCCACCAGUCUCAUGGAUUUCCCGCUCAAGGCAACUUCAAUUUGGCCGCGGUUGCUGCAUCGACAACCGGGGAUCAUCCGGAAAUGUUGCAGCACCAGCAACAACAGCAGUUCUCUUUCUUGCCAGAUCACCUUAUCCCCUUAGCCGUUACGGCGUCAGGGGGAGAUUGCAUUAAUUUCUCUAUCUCUUCCGGUGUCACCGGGUUCAAUAGGGGGACCCUUCAGUCCAAUUUUCCGCCUCCCCAGCCUCUCCAACACCUUCAGAGGCUAUCUUCUCCGAUAGGUGGGUCAAACCUACCCUUCUUCCUUGGUGCAACCGUCCAGCCCACAUCAGCCGCGUGGGAGGCUCAGCUCCCGAACGGGUUUGAUAGUCGUCUACAGCUCUACUAUGACGGAUACCCGCACUUAGAUCUGAAGGGGAAAGAAAAAAGCUGA